AUGGCGACGCUGCCGCGGAGAGGGAAGGGCGGCGGCGCCGGAGGCGGCGGAGGCGGCGGAGGCGGCGGAGGCGGUGGCAAGGACCCCGCGUCGCCCUCGCCGGGCUCCCCGCGGGGUCCCGGCGAGGGCGCCGUCGUCACGCCGCUGCCGCCGCUUGACGGCAGCAGCCGCGCCGUCGGCAGCCGCCUGAGCCGCGUGACGGGCAGCGAGAGCACCUCCAGCCUGCGGGGCCUCCACCAGCAGAAGCAGCAGCAGCAGAAGCAGCAGCGCCCCACCUCCCACGGCGUGGACAAAGCGCCGGGCAAGGUCCAGGUGGCGCCGACGGCGUCGGUGGGAGCCGCCGCGGCCGCGUCGGCAGUGGCGGCCGCGGCCGCGGCCACGGCGUCAUCGGAAUGCGGACACGGAGAAGAGACGGCGGUUGACGAUUUGGACGAAGGCGGCGGCGGCUGCGGCGGCUGCGGCUGCGGCUGCAUGAGCAGCCUGGGCCGUUUGGCCUCCGCCGUCCUCGCCGGAACCCGGCGGACACCACCGCCGGGCCUCGGCGAAGACGAAGCCGUCGCGGGCGAGGCGUCGGCACCCCGCCGGCGGCCCCGCAGGGAGCGCCUCGCCGUGUCGGCGCUGCUCGCCGCGCUGCUGGUCACGGGGCUGGCGGCGGCGGCGCUGCGCUGGACGUCGCCGGGGUCGGGGAGCUCCGGGGCCUUCCGCCCGCCGCCGCCGCCGCCGCCGCCCCCGCCGGGCCUGGCCAAGGCCGGCGGCGGGGCGUCGUCCUCGCAGGGCGAGGGCCCGGCGUCGUCCCGCCCCGGCCCGGCCUCUGCGUCUCCCUCGCCGACCCCGCCGACCCCGCCCACCGGCGGCGACGUCGCGGCAACGCCCCCGUCCCCGCCCCCGUCCCCGCCGCGAAGGCCUCAUUCUCCCCGCCCCCCGAACCUGCCGCCCACGGGGCCGGGGCCCCCGCCGGCCAAGGCUUCGGAGCGGGCGCAGCCGGGCGGCGCGGACGGCGCUGGGCCUCCGUGGCCGCCGUGGGGCCCCAGGGGCGGGGAGGGCAGCGGAGGUUGGCCCGUAGAGGAUCGGUUAGCGGGAGGAGGGGCGGGAGGAGGGGCGGGGACGAGGACCGGGGGGGCGGCGGCGGCCACCGUAACCGACGACGAGGACGACGGGGACGCCGACGUGAACGCCGACGGCGGGGACGAAGGCGGGGAGGCGAGGGCGGGCGAGGGGAGGAGCGAGGAGGAGGAGGAGGGGCGGGCGAGGGGGCCGACCCUCACAGCCGCCCCCCGCGCGGAGGGAACGGGAUUCCGCACGGGGCACCUCCACCCCUGCGAACCGAAACUCCAGCACGGGUUUUGCUUCAACGGAGGAACCUGCCAGAGGGUGCAAGGAGCUGAAGUCACGGGACUGUCGUGCAUGUGCCGGGCUGGGUUUUCGGGUCAGCGCUGUGAGCAGCAGACGACCCCAACACGUCUCAAACGCAGCGCCGGCCUAGACUCCAGGCUUCACACUGAGGCUGUGCUUCCCGUGGUCAUCUUGGUGUGGUGCCUCAGCCUCGGCCUCCUCCUCCUCCUCAUCCUGUCCCUCGCCUGGAUCCCAGCCCUGAGACACAGGUCUCGUCCCUCGGUUUCUCCACCUCCCACGCCUUCAAACCCCAGAGGAAUCCCUCCUCGGCUUCUGUGGAUUUCCACCUCAUCGGAGCCUCCGCGGAUUUCUGCUCCGUUGGAACUUCCGCAGAUUUCUACUGCGACCAGGAGCUAGGCCUCUUGAACUCUAUUGAACUCUGCCCCGAAGAGAAACAGAGACUCAGAGGCCGGAGGUCAGAGGUUGGAAAAGAGAGAGAGAUGGAGAGAGACGGAGAGAGAAGACACAGAGAGAGAGAGGGCGAGAUGGCUUCACUCAAAUCUACAACUAUUAUAACAUAAAUGAUAUAGCCUAAUAUAUAGGAGAGGAGGAGGAAAGAGAGAGAGACACACGGAGAGAGAGAGAGAGGCAUGGUAAGAGAGAGAUGGGGAGAGAGACACACAUAGAGAUACAUGGGGAGUGAGCGAGAGACAC
Petromyzon marinus (sea lamprey) is the source of this 2046-nucleotide messenger RNA. The record is from RefSeq and is a predicted model, not a curated record. NCBI's taxonomy places the organism in Eukaryota, Metazoa, Chordata, Hyperoartia, Petromyzontiformes, Petromyzontidae.